Leptonychotes weddellii (Weddell seal) is the source of this 2130-nucleotide messenger RNA. The record is from RefSeq and is a predicted model, not a curated record. NCBI's taxonomy places the organism in Eukaryota, Metazoa, Chordata, Mammalia, Carnivora, Phocidae.
AUGGUGACAGCAAAAGAAGAAGAAAUUAAUGAAGAGGAAUUGGAAAGACUGAAGGCAGAGUUAGAUGAGAAAAAACAAAUGAUUGCUACUGUCAAAUGCAAGCCUUGGAAAAUGGAGAAGAAAAUUGAAGUUCUCAAGGAAGCAAAAAAAUUUGUGAGUGAAAAUGAAGGAGCCCUUGGGAAAGGGAAAGGAAAGCGGUGGUUUGCAUUUAAGAUGAUGAUGGCCAAGAAAUGGGCAAAAUUUCUUCGUGAUUUUGAAAACUUCAAAGCUGCCUGCAUCCCGUGGGAAAACAAAAUCAAGGCAAUUGAAAGUCAGUUUGGCUCCUCCGUGGCCUCGUACUUCCUCUUCUUGAGAUGGAUGUAUGGAGUAAACAUGGUUCUCUUCAUCCUGACAUUCAGCCUCAUCAUGCUGCCAGAGUACCUCUGGGGUUUGCCAUAUGGCAGUUUACCUAGGAAAACAGUUCCCAGAGCUGAAGAGGCAUCUGCGGCAAACUUUGGUGUGUUGUACGACUUCAGUGGCUUGGCGCAAUAUUCUGUCCUCUUUUAUGGCUAUUAUGGCAAUAAACGAACAAUUGGAUGGAUGAAUUUCAGGCUGCCGCUCUCCUAUUUUCUGGUGGGGAUCAUGUGCAUUGGAUACAGCUUUCUGGUUGUCCUUAAAGCGAUGACCAAAAAUAUCGGGGAUGAUGGGGGUGGUGAUGACAAUACAUUCAACUUCAGCUGGAAGGUAUUCACAAGCUGGGACUACCUGAUUGGCAAUCCGGAAACAGCAGACAACAAAUUCAACUCUAUCACCAUGAACUUUAAGGAAGCAAUCAUAGAGGAAAGAGCAGCCCAAGUGGAAGAAAACGUCCACUUGAUCCGAUUCCUGAGGUUUCUUGCUAACUUCUUCGUGUUUCUAACACUUGGCGGGAGUGGAUACCUCAUCUUCUGGGCUGUGAAGCGAUCCCAGGAAUUUGCACAGCAAGAUCCUGACACCCUUGGGUGGUGGGAAAAGAAUGAAAUGAACAUGGUCAUGUCCCUUCUGGGGAUGUUCUGUCCAACACUGUUUGACUUAUUUGCUGAAUUGGAAGACUACCAUCCCCUCAUUGCUCUGAAAUGGCUACUGGGACGCAUUUUUGCUCUACUUUUAGGCAACUUGUAUGUAUUUAUUCUUGCCUUGAUGGAUGAGAUUAACAACAAGAUUGAAGAGGAGAAGCUGGUAAAGGCCAAUAUUACCCUCUGGGAAGCCAACAUGAUCAAGGCCUACAAUGCAUCACUCACGGGAAAUAGCACUGGGCCACCUUUUUUUGUGCACCCUGCAGAUGUACCUCGAGGACCCUGCUGGGAAACAAUGGUGGGGCAGGAAUUUGUGCGGCUGACCGUUUCUGAUGUUCUGACCACUUAUGUCACAAUCCUCAUUGGAGACUUUCUCCGGGCAUGUUUUGUGAGGUUUUGCAAUUAUUGCUGGUGCUGGGAUUUGGAAUAUGGAUAUCCCUCAUACACUGAAUUUGACAUCAGCGGCAAUGUCCUCGCUCUGAUCUUCAACCAAGGCAUGAUCUGGAUGGGCUCCUUCUUCGCCCCCAGCCUCCCAGGAAUCAAUAUCCUUCGACUCCACACCUCCAUGUACUUCCAGUGUUGGGCCGUGAUGUGUUGCAACGUUCCUGAGGCCAGGGUGUUCAAAGCUUCCAGAUCAAAUAACUUCUACCUGGGCAUGCUACUGCUCAUCCUCUUCCUGUCCACCAUGCCCGUCCUGUACAUGAUUGUAUCGCUCCCGCCAUCUUUUGAUUGUGGCCCGUUCAGUGGUAAAAAUAGGAUGUUCGAAGUCAUUGGAGAAACCCUGGAGCAUGAUUUCCCAAGCUGGAUGGCAAAGAUCUUGAGACAGCUUUCUAAUCCUGGACUGGUCAUCGCUAUCAUUUUGGUUAUGGUCUUGACCAUUUAUUAUCUCAAUGCUACUGCAAAGGGCCAGAAGACAGCAAAUCUGGAUCUAAAAAAGAAGAUGAAACAGCAAGCUUUGGAGAACAAAAUACGCAACCAGAAAAUGGCGGCUGCCCGAGCAGUUUACAAUGUGGAUGACACUCCCUUGUUCUUGAUCUACUUCAUAACAAAGAUGAUGAGAGAUGACAAACCGUCCCCCAAGGACGUCAUCUCCUAA